AUUGUGGGUAUGGAAUUCCCUAGGCCGAAAGAAGCCAGUGCGCAGGUCCGAAGGAAACUCCAUGAUUUUUUUGGCACGAAAUCCUGGAGAAAAUAGGAACUUGAAACUGGGAUUAAUGGGAACAGGGCAUUACCUGAAGCACAGCAAAACCUUAAUUCGUUUUCACGUGCUUAAAAAGCUUCAAGCGAUAUUGACGCUUUGAAUGAAACAAUCGGCUUGUCCGCCACCGACUGAGAUCCACUCGAAAUUUAAGAUCAAUUUGGGCGACAAUGCACCGAGCGCAAUAAAACCCAGCUAGCGUUAUUGCUCUUUGUUUUUAGGCAGGACGGACGGAUGGCGCAAAGGCAGAAGAGGUAGGAAAGUGCCUGGAAAAUAGUGUUGUGCCGUCCGAGGUGCUCACAGCAGCAGCACUUGAAGCUAAAGGCUGCCCGAAAGGCUCCGCUAUCUCUCUCCUCUCGCUUUGCAACGCGGCUAACAAGCAGCAAACUUCGUAAACACAGGAGAUUGUAAGUGUUGAGAGAAGUUUUUCCAAGCCAAGAGAGUCCACUGGGGAUAAAUAGAAGAGAAGAGAGGUCUGCCUGUUUUGGCCGGAUCUGAGAUCAGUUGUGUUGAGCGCUGGCAAGACUACUUAGGAUGUCUUCACUUGGGUGGAUUUCAUGGAUGGUGCUGACCCAGGCUAAAUAAAGAUGAAAAGGAGCUGGAUGAGUGUGAGCCAAAAAUGACUGGGGGCAGUGAGAAGGCAGCAGGAAAAAAAGAUGGUGGUCCGACACUCACCGCUCAGGUCCCUGUUGGUUGGCAGAGAAAAGUGGAGGAUGGGGCUGUGGCGUACAUUAGCCCAAGUGGUACAGUUCUGUGUUCUGUGGAAGAGGUGAGGUUGUAUCUGUUAACAGAUGGCACAUGUAAGUGUGGAUUGGAAUGCCCACUUGUCCUUCAUAAGGUGUUCAACUUUGACCCUAGUGCAGGGGUUCAUGCUCAGAGUCAUCAGUCAGGGAAGGUGGAAGAAGAUAUGACCAAACUGUGCAACCAUCGGAGGAAAGUAGUCGCCAUGGCUGCUCUAUGUCGGAGUAUGCAGGCUUCCCAAAUACCGUUACCAGCUCAUGGCUCAGGGAGUGGUGUGUGCUCAGUGGAUGGAAAAGACAAGAGGGGGUCAAUAGUGGUUAGAGGAGAUGUAGCCCAGCGCACUUACACGACCCAGCUGACACUCAACCAGGCCAGACCCAGCAGCAGUGGCAGCUUUCCUUUGCCCUCGCCUCUUCUUCAGAAUGGAUCUAUAUCUCACACCACCUCCAUACUGACUUCUGAUCCAAGCUCACCUUUAAAGAAGACAUCUCCCCAGUCCCCAGGGCCCAGUGUAGCUGCUUUUGGGAAACACCAGUGGAGCCCUCAUCCUGCCCUAACCCAAACCAUUCUCCAAAGAGCACCUCAUAAGCCAACCUCUCCCAGCACUACAAAACUAGACACAGCCCACACGUACCAGACGGACUCAUCCCUUCCCAUAACAUUUGCUUCAUCACCCUCUUCAUCUUCACCUGUGAUUGCCAGGGCAGGACAGCCUCAUCUACAGGGAACGGUUGUGAAAUCUUCUCCUCCUCUUUCUCUAUGUUCAUCCCCUUCUCAUGCUCAGGACUCUUUCUCCCCUCAUCAGCGAUCUUGUCACUCCACCACCUCCUCUCUCUCUGAGGGAGCUCCAGGAUCCAUGCUCGCUCAGGGGGUUAAACCUUCCCCUUCUCCUUUGCCUCCCGCCCAACCUUGCUCUUCACCCAAACACUCCGUACCACCGGCCAGCCCACGCAGUCGCCUGGAGGGCAUUUUGCAGCACUACAAAGACUGCAGCACCACCAACCCUGACGCUACCCAACAACACCACACAUUCAGCAGCAAAAACAAACUUGAAACUCUGCAGAAUCCACAGCCAGCCCAGAAUAAUUCCUGUGAUAAGAGGAAUGGACCAAUGCUAGGUUCUGCCCCGGGACUGAUUGGUCUCCCUUUGGGUCAGAUCCUGUGUCAGCAGAAGAGCCAGCAGCACAUCAGCAACUCUUUCCCAGCUAGCAGCCUCCUUUCUGCAGCUGCCAAAGCCCAGUUGGCCAGCCAGAAAAACCAGAGCCAGUCUAGGGCUGCAGAAACAGGUGCCCUUCCUCUCCCAGCCCUGGACAAGGAGCAGCAGUCCAAGGUAUUAAUUAGCACUUUAAAUAGCAGCCUCAACACCCCUACAGCCCCAACCCAAUCUUUGACAGCUUUUUUGCUUCCUCAUUCCCCCUCUCUCCCUGUGUCCAACCCUGCUCAGUCUGAAAAAAUAUUACGCCGCAAACGCCAGCGUCGCUCACCCACUGUUCUUAGCAUGCUGAAAGAAUCUCAGAUAACUCGAACUGUGGGAGACCUGGUUGCUUCCUCCCCUAUUGUCCCUUACCCUUCUUUAUCGUCCUCUAGCUCUCCUCCUCCUGUCGCUCACUCAGAAAACCACCUCCAGCCUGCACGCUUAUCUGGCGCUCCUCCUUCCACCACUUCUGUGCCUAAUAGUGUACUAAGGCAGACGGAAUUGGAGGAGGGAAAGAGAAUGGCUCUUUCAAAUUCCCUUCCUCUGUCCUCACCCCCUGCUUCAUCCCAGCCUCUCUCUGCCCUGCUCCAGCUCCUCAGUAUGCAGAGUGCCCAGAACAACACUCCACCAACGAUAUCACACAGCAGGAACACAAUUGUGCCCCCUUCUUCACCACCUUUGGUGACCUCUCAAAUGCCUCAGUAUGACAGCCAGCUUGGACCACAAACACACAUCCACAUGAAACAGUCUCAGCCCCAAACCCUGGUGCCCGCUUUGGAUCCUCUUUCCCAGCUGACAUCUGCUCAGCCCCUUUCUCUGACGUGUGAAGACACGGAAGGAGUCGCAGUAAACCUCAAAACAACAGCAAAUAAUGCGGUUUUGAACUUAAGCCUGCCUAACACAAGCACCAGUGCAGGAAAUGAACCUCCCAUUACCAGCCAUACCCUUGGUGUGAUGAGCCAGAUGUCCUCAGAUGCCUGCCUGUCUGCUUCCACCAUAUCAGACAAAACCUGUGGAUCCAAACUAGGGGAUAUGGGACCUGAUCAUAACAUUUACCAAACAAACCAGCCAGACCAAAACCAGGCUGCAGACAGUGAGGGUCCUGUAAUAUCAGAAGAGCAGCAGAAUUUGGAGACUAAGCUACUUUCUAGCUGUGAUCCUGAAUCUAACCUCUCCCUAGCUCAUGCACCUGGCACCUCUUCGGCCGAUCUCCCGAACUCUGCGGCUGACCAUGCAAGCACCUUGCAGCUGGCUGAGUCUUUUCCCUUCAUGACGCAAGAACAGCUCCUCCAACUUCUCUCCUCCAAUGCAGCCCUGCCUUCGCUUCUUCCCCCUUUCUUAGGUUCUCUGCCUCUCGGGCUCUGGACGGGCACUCAGGCUCCCACAACCGGAGGCACCCAAACACCACAAGGAGCAAACAACCUCCUCAACCAGGCUUCUCCACUCAAUGUUCUGCCUUCUGCACUGGGACCUCAGGGGGACCUCCCUCUUAAUCUUGUUAGUCUAUUAAAUCCUCCUGCUCCAGGGCCUCCACUGGCUCCGGGUGUAGCUCCAGGGCUUGAGGCUGGUGAAAAGAACCCUGGGCUGCAGGCACUGCUCAUGGCAUCUUUGCUUCUUGGGCAGAACCCAGCUGCCAUGCUCCCAUUGCCAGGACUCAAUAUAGACCUCCCUCCUCUGCAGCAGGUAUUUGGGGAAGGGGUUUCUCUAGAGAAGACCCCAGCUCUGCUGGACUCUGUCUUGAUGGGGCCAGGACUCCUAGAUGCUCUCCAGGCUCUAGCGCCACCUGCAGAUGGCCAGUCGCUUUUGCUCUCUGCCCAGCUCACUCCUCCCCCUCCUCCUCCUGCCUUCCUGUCCCUGAACCCUGCACUGCUGGCUGCAGCUCUUGCACAGGCUGAAACCCUUCCCAACCACACACCAUCCCCCCCACCUCAUACUCAGGGGACUAUUUCCAGUCCUGCACUGGUUUCUACCUCUGUGUCCUGUACCCCACUGGUACCAGUCACUGGACAGGAAACAUGUGACUCACUGACUGAGCAGGAGAAAACCAACAGCCAGACACCUCAAUUUCUUCCCACAAUCCUGCCUCAAGGGGUCCUGAGUGACCUGGCAGCUUUGGGGAACAUUAAUAGUCUACAUGGUUUACUAGCAGCAGGGCCUUUGUUGCUGUCCCAGGCUCCGUCACUGGGAAUGCCACUGCCACAGAACCAGGCUGCGCUUAACCCACUAACGUGCCUGCAGCUGUCUAUGGGUCCAACACUAAUGGGUGAGAAACCACUGGCAGUACAUGAGACCACGCCUGCACAAGAAGAGCUCCCCGCUUCCCAGCUGUGCCAGGAUUCCCUGCUUAAUCCUGGCCACCUACAGCCACCUACACAGCAGAGGGAAGAGCCAGCAGGGGCUGAACCAGGGCUCAUUGACCCAUAUGGCUCCUUUAUGGAUACUAUUUACACUUCCUUCCUGCAGGUGAGUGGGCGUGGCUCAGAGGGAGGGAGUGACUCUACCCCACUCUCAUACCCAGAGCUUGCACCCUCUCUCAGUCCUCGGCGAGCAUGCUCAGUACACAAUCCUGACCUGUCCCGCCUCAGCAUGGAAGCGGCCCAGUCUCCAGCCCGAGGCACACCCAAACUCAGUGAAGACCCGCCCACCACUCCACCCUGUAAACCUGCAGUGUCUCACCCACCAGAUGCCCCCCUUCAUCUCACAUUCAUGGAAGAGGCAAAGACUGAUGGCUCAGCCAAGCUGUGUGUCUAUAGCAAUGGUAUAGUUUCAGGAGCGAGAAGAGAUGAAGAUGGUGAAGAAGAACGAAGACAGGCACCAGGAUACUUAAGCCCCAGAGAGAGAGUCAGCAUUGACCCAGUGGAUGAUACCAUGGGUAAUGUGGACACAGAGCAAGGAAGGGCUUUAGAAAUUCGUACAGGAGCCAGGAGGGGAAGAAAACGAAAACAAACGCUGCAGAGAGGGCCAGAGUUUCAUGGAGAUAUUGAGCGCAUCAUAGAGGAGCCUGCAGCUACAAUAGCACUGCAGAGGCCAGCAAGAGGGAAAAGGCGGCGUGUGGUCAGAUAGACGUUCUAAUAGAAGCCCUUAUCCUACUGUACUUUACACACCAACACCAGCACUGUCAAUAUGGCAAACCCACAGUGUGCAGCACUGUGUUGUCCUGCAGAACGCACUCCACCUUAAAAGUCUAGUUUCCUGUCACACCUCCUCCUUCUUUCAUCAUUCUUUCCCUCUCUCUCUCUCAUGGAUUUGACCCCUUGUUCUGUUACAUAUGUCUAGCCACAGUGACGAGAACAAAACAAGCGAUGGAGUCGGCUAGCCAACACUACUGCGUAGGAUCUGUCCCCUCCUGUUUUACCGUCUAUAUUAAAUAUGGGUCUGUAACGCCCUCUAUCUGCCAAUUAUUGUUACUGCAUUCCCUCUUAAUUCCUUUCCUACCUGCCAUGUAUCAUGCUGGAGUCAUUCUGGGAUAUAAAUGUUCCAUGAAAACUUUGACUGAAACCAAUUAUUUACAGGCUUAACUUUGUCAUUGCUUAUGUGAUGACCUACAUAACCUCAUGAGUAGAAUCUCCUUCCUCACACAAGUGUAAGGAAAGUAUGUACUGUAUAUGUGUGUAAGUUGCGGGGGCCGGAGUCCAAUACUGUGAGCUGUGGCAGAUUCUGCAUGUAUAGUCAGAGCUGUAACUCGCCCAUUCCGUUGCCUCUGACACCAACUGCCACUUCAACAUAGGCACAAAAUAUUAAAUUAAUGGUUUAAAGUAAUAAUGAGGAUGAUUAUGCAAUUUUACUAAUGAAUUUAUGUAAAUAUGUACAGUUUUAGUAUUUUAUUUUGUACACUUUUUUAGGAAAAAAAUGAUCAAUUUGUAAAGUAUUUCCUCCUCUAAAAAAAAAAAAAAAAAAACCCCUUUCCUUUCCCAUAUUUACGUUGGUUUUGUAAAGAGAAUACUUUGUGAGCAGUAGCAUUUCUUUGUUUUUAUGGGAGUCAACUUUUAUUUAACAAAUUAAAAUGUUUACCUGUAUCUUCUGUCAGUUGUGUGUGUCUAUUUCUUGGACUGCUCUGUAGUUAUACAAGUGGGGAGAAAAAAGAACAGAGCAACACCCUCUCAAAGCAUGUUCAAUUUAUUCUCACAGUUGGAGAAAGACAAUAUUUUAAAGUUUAUGCAUAUGACAAAAGCAGAGUAACCUGUGCCAGUUCAUCUUGGUCAUAAUACAAUAACAGUUACAAGCAACUGAGAGUGAUUAGUUAAAGAUACUCUCAGAUGUAUAAAUACAGUAUGAUUUCUGACUCAAUGAGCAAACAUCCUCUCAUAAACGUUGGCCAAGAGGCAGUGGCUCUCGUGUACAUUUAAUUCAUGGAGUGGUCACUGAAAAGUGAAUUUAUGUUUAGACAAGUGGACACUUCUUACCCAGUGACUAGAUUACCACACGACACUUAGUUUCAGUCUUUCAAGCUAAAAUGUUAAGAUGGUAGGAAAAUCAUCAAGCUGGAAUAUUUUUUUUUUUUUUUUUUUUU
Messenger RNA from Hemibagrus wyckioides, 6545 nucleotides. RefSeq names its product methyl-CpG binding domain protein 6 (gene mbd6). The transcript is spliced from 13 exons. Bases 719 to 5098 code for a protein of 1459 amino acids. The record is from RefSeq and is a predicted model, not a curated record. Gene Ontology annotation, molecular function: DNA binding; chromatin binding. Lineage: Eukaryota; Metazoa; Chordata; Actinopteri; Siluriformes; Bagridae. Gene Ontology annotation, cellular component: chromocenter; nucleus.